Molecule: messenger RNA, 473 nt
Organism: Sardina pilchardus (European sardine)
Lineage: Eukaryota; Metazoa; Chordata; Actinopteri; Clupeiformes; Clupeidae
Product: palmitoyltransferase ZDHHC11-like
Exons: 4
Coding region: 33-473 (146 amino acids)
Source: RefSeq, a predicted model, not a curated record
UCGUUGUGGCCGUUGCGACUGCUGCUAUUGGAAUGUUUCUGCUGCUCCUCAUGGUUUUGUUCAUCAUCGUUGAGCACUCUUUGAACCCGGCCAUACUCCGCACCGCCCCUCAGUUUCAGGGUCUGAAUAACUCGACAUGGUUGGUGUUCCUCCCACUGGCUCCUGUGCACACCAGUUCCGCUGGACUCUUGGUAGUGAGCUGCUUCACCUUUUUACUGACGCUGGUUUUCUUGGUGGUUCUGACUCACCUGCUGGGAUUUCAUAUAUUUCUCUUGUCGAAGAAGCUUACCACAUAUGAGUACAUGAUGAAAAAGCGGCAAGAAGAGAUGGAUCGGGAUUUGGAAUUGGGACAGAAGCAAUCCCUACCCACAAGUGCAGAAUCAGCAAAGACACAGCCUUCUGUGGAUGUAUCUGUGGACUGUGAAUCAUCAUGCCCAGUCAAGCCAGUCAAAGCAGGUGAGGCUUUAACUUAA